Molecule: messenger RNA, 1569 nt
Organism: Anthostomella pinea
Lineage: Eukaryota; Fungi; Ascomycota; Sordariomycetes; Xylariales; Xylariaceae
Source: the annotation of a GenBank genome assembly
AUGAUGGCCACUCUCACUGCCCUCUGCUUUCUAGUAGUCUGCGUCCCCUCAACUGGCGCCAUGUUCUACUACCCCAGCCCCGCGAUCUCGCUCCUCGAGCAUAUCCUCGUCGACAACUGGGGCGCAUACGCUUCGAACUUCUCGGCUGCGAUCACGCCGUGCACGAACUACGUGACCGAGAUUGGCGAUGCGGCGCCCAACUCUGGACGCACCACGGCGGCACAGUGGUUGCGUGUCGGCUUCCAUGACUUCGUGACGGCCGAUGUGGCGGCCGGCACUGGGGGGCUCGAUGCGAGUAUUGGGUUCGAGACAUUCCGGGAUGAGAACAAGGGGAGCGCCUUCAAUGACAGCUUUACGUUCUGGAGGCCGUUUGUGAACGAGUUCGUGCCUAUGGCCGACUUGGUGGCGUUGGGUACAGUCAUGUCAGUCAAUCUCUGCGGCGGGAAAUAUAUACCAUUCAGGCCAGGUCGCGUCGAUGCUACCGGUGCGGAUCCUACGACCGGUGUUCCGGAACCGGGCUCGAGCUUGGAAGAGACCCUUGCGCAGUUCGGGAGGUCUGGCUUCAACCAAGCAGACUCGAUCGGCUUAACGGCCUGUGGUCAUACAAUGGGAUCUGCACAUCACAGUGGCUUUCCGGAGGUGUCAGACAACUCUACCUUGUCCGCGAAUAAUACCAAUGGCGGUAUCAACUUUGACACAAGCCGUGGUGCGUUCGAUCCGCUCGUCGUGCAUGAGUACAUCGACGGAACUGGGAAUAGGGGCGGACCGCUGGUGACGAGCUUCAACGAGACCAGUAGGUCGGACCUGCGACUCUACGAGAGCGACGGCAACGCGACAAUGGAGGAGCUGUAUGCACAGGGCGAUGGGUUCCAGGAUACCUGUGUCGAACUUUUGAGCCGGAUGCUCAACACUGUGCCUGCGCAGGUUGUGCUUCAAGAUGCGAUUCAGCCCGUGGCUAUCAAACCGGUCAAUGUGACGUGGGAUAUCAUAGAUGAGAAGCAGCUGGUGCUUUCUGGCAAAAUUCGCAUACUCGAUACGGAGGCAGAGACCGGCCGAAACGUCACCAUCUCGUUUUCCAAUGGCUACUCCGAGGUUGUCAAGGUCGAAAAUGCGACUGGUGUCUCAAUAUUCGGCGUGACGCAAUAUGCGCCGUUCUCGAUAGACGGAUCCAAGAUUACGGAUGCAUCUUCUUUCACAGUUUUGACUGAUGGUCUCGAAACGGCGGCUUUUGACAUACAGGACAGGGCCUUCAUUGUCCCAGGCCUGACCGAGAUCACGGGCAACACGGUCUUCGUGACCAUUGCAGCGGAUGCGAAUCGGGACGACUUCGACGCGUCAAAGUUGACGGUUAGGGUUGCGACGCCAAUCACGCAGCCGCUGACUCUGGGACCGAGAAUGGCUUUCAGCGAUGUGCAGCUCGAGGCGGCUGGUGGAAGCCUUGGUGAUGUGAGAUACUGGUCUGGGGUCGUUGUUGUAGACCAGCCCGUUGGUGCCGUCAGUGUGCGCUUGUCUUACGGCGAGGAGCCUCUCGAUAUCAUGUUGCUUGAUGCUGGAGUGGCAGGCUGGUAA